Messenger RNA from Cherax quadricarinatus, 4644 nucleotides. Lineage: Eukaryota; Metazoa; Arthropoda; Malacostraca; Decapoda; Parastacidae. The record is from RefSeq and is a predicted model, not a curated record.
GCUGACGAGAAAUUAGUUGAAGAGCAUUUUUCAAAGUAUGGAAAAAUUAGAGAAGUGUCAAUUCUACGCAAAAAAGAUGGAAAGAUGGUGGGAUGUGCCUUUGUUCAGUUUAAUGAAAAAGCAGAAGCACUGAAAGCUAUUACAGAGUGCAAUAUGAAACCCUUGUUAGGAAGGCUAAUUGCUGUGGAUUUAGCUGUAGAAAAAGAAAAAUUUAUGCCAUAUAAAACUAGUACUGAAAUUUCCAUGGAUGUAGAUAAAGUUAAAGAAAUAAAGGUCAAGGAAGAGGUAUUAAGUUAUGAUGAAAAAGAAGAUAGUGAUGAGGAAGAUGAUGAUAUAAAGACAGAGAUAAAAGAGGAAAAAGAAAGUAGCAAUGAACUUAGUGACAGUGAAUUAGAUGAUGGUGAUGAAUCAUACAGUAGUAAGAGUGAGGAUGAUGAUGAUGAUGAGGAAGAACCUAUGCCAGUUAAGGCAAAAUUUCCUGCUGCACAAGGCCCAAGUAAGGAUAUCACAGAAGAGAGGACAUUAUUCUUGAAAAAUCUCCCAUUCGCUGCCACUGACGAAGAUAUUGCAGAAGUCUUGCGAAAAUUUGGAGAGUUGAAGUAUGUACUCCUUUGUAUAGACCAACUCACUGAACAUCCACGUGGAACAGCAUUUGCUCAAUUCAAGGAACGUGAAGCAGCUGAUGCGUGCUUAGCAGCAGCAACAAACCCUGCUGCAAAGAAUGAAUUUAUUCUUUAUGGUCGGCCCAUGCACAUCAUGAGAGCUAUUAGCAGAAUGGAGCUAGAGAGGAAGAAAAGUGAGAAGGAUCUAGAAAAAAUAACGAAAGAUAAAAGAAAUCUUUACUUGGCUCGUGAAGGAUGUAAGAAAACACUUCCUUUAAUGUUUACAGAUAAUAUCUUGUACAUAGGUUCAAUGAAAUACAGGAAAAUCAGAGUUAUUUGCUUAACUUCAGUAUACCCAAAUUGGUACAAACAACUACAUGCAAUUUUCAGCAAGCAUGCACCAGAUGGUGCCAAAAUCACUGAGGCUCGAAUAAUGCGAGAUUUUAGAAAUCUAAAUGAAAAUGGUAUACCCAAGAGCCGUGGAUAUGGCUUUGUCACCUUCACGGAACAUGAACAUGCCCUUGCUGCCCUUCGGAAAAUCAACAAUAAUCCUGAUAUAUUCACUAAUGAUCAAAGGCCUAUUGUUGAGUUUUCUUUGGAAAAUCGAUCAGUCCUAAAGGCUCGGCAGAAACGUAUGGAGAAGAGCAAAGAAAAGAACCCCUUGUGGAAAAAGGACAGACAUAAUAUAAAGCAGGAUGCCAUUAAGAUAGAUAAACAAACCACUAGUGAGAUAAAGAAGCAGCCUGUGAAAAUGAGUGAAGUUUCUGAGGGAGAGAGUCAGCCUAUGUUCAUGGGCUCAAAGUCUGAUCCCUGUAACAAAAAUCUCCCUGUGAAUUAUGGACCAAAGAUACGACAUCGAGAAAGGGAUAUUAAAGGCAAAACAAAAAUCAGCAGAAAACAGUUUAGAAAAGAACAGAGAGAUCGAGCCCUCGGUAGAAAAAGAAAGCGGCCAGAACACGAAGACCGUGGAGAAUCUUCAUCCAUAAAUCCUCAAGAAGCAUCAGAAGGUCAGGCAAAAAAGAAGAGAAAAAGGAACAAAAAGAAGAUAAGCAAGAAAAUGAAAGCAGAUAUUAAGGAUGAAAGAGCAUUUAAUGCAAUAGUGCAGAAGUACAAAGCAAAAAUAUCAUCUGUGAAUUCAGUAUCUAGUAAAAAAUGGUAUGAAGACUAAUUAUCAUUCUCAAGUGCAAAACCUUGAAGAAUCAUAGUGUCUUUGGAAUAGGUGAUCAGGUUUCAUUAUCAUUUUGUUAGCGAAGUCAUUUUGAAUGUUGACAUAUAAUUACUUUAAAUAUAUAACAUUGAAAUAUAAUUACAGCAGUACUGUACAGUUCAUAUAGUCUUAUUGUACACUGACUGAAAUAAUUUCUAUAUCAAAUAUAUUUUAUCUUUUAAAUUAAAUUGUAGUACAGUACUCAUGGGAAAGCACUAAAUCCAUAAGGGUCUAGUGAGGAAUUGGAGGUAAUGAAGUUGGAUCCAAAGGGAAAUAGUUCCAGUCUCAUGAUCAAGAACCCUUCAUAGAUUUCAUUAGGGAGGUUAACUAAAAUUUAAGCUAUUUGAUAGUCUUCCACUGUAUUUUUUUUUUUAACACAUCCGUUUCUCACCGAGGCAGGGUGUAUUGUAUACUUUAAAAAUGAAUGUAUAAUUGGGCAGAGAAAAUGCAUCUUACUGAAAUGUGUUUAACACUGGCCAUCUCCCACUAAGAAAGGAUAACCCUUAAAAAAUUCAUUCAUCUGAUAGCUCUCCUGCCAGAAGUGUAUUUUCACUCCUGUAUAUUGGCCACACACAACCUAACCUUUGCAUUUUCCUCCUUUAGCACAUCCCUCCCCUGCAGUGCUAUGUGACCUUUCAGGCUUAGUGCUUAAUUUCAUAUUAUUAUUGCCAGAAGUACACACACAUUACAGUUCAGAUGACCCUCCAAUCUACUGGUUAAUCGGUUUCCCUGAAUCCAUCAAACCAUAUACGUACAUCAAUUGUUUCCAUGCACUCCAAUCUAACAUGCUCACAAAGUGUUAGAUGCUCAACCCCCUAGCUCUCAUUUCCCUCCCAACCCUUUCUGGGAUGACCCAUACCCCUAAUUCCUUCCAACCCAGAUUUGUACACCCUCUUGGUCAUCCUGGUCUGUGGCAUCCUCUCUAAAUUGUCUGCACAGUAUUUAUGCCACACAUUACUCUCAAACCUGACAUCUCCGCUGCAACGUUCAAAGUCCACACCUCACACUUGUGUAAAUGUGUUGGUACCACUAUCCUCCAUAGAUAAAUUCUUUCUCACCACAUGCCUUGACACUUCAUGUACCUUUCAGCCCUUCGUCUAUUUUAUGAAUUGCCUCCUCUUUCACAAACCCAUCUGUUAGCCCUUUGACUGUCACAACCCCGAAUCCUGAAGUGUCUCCUGGUGUCGAAAAUUUUUUUGAAAAUUUUUUUAUGAAAUGAUAGAGAAUCUUUUCCCGAUGGUAAUGACACCAAAAGUACGAAAUUGGAUCGAAAACUUAGGGAAUUACGCUCCCGCGAAGUUAGCGAUCUUGGCGAUAUAUACGCAUCGGCGAUUCUGCCGACUUUGAGCCUUAUUUUCGGCCAAUUACAUUGUUCCAGUUAACCAAACUCAUAGCCAUUUCUUUAGAACUCCAUUUUUUCUAUCAAUCGAGUACAAGAAACCACUCAUUUACCGAUCUCAACUACCCAAUAAAGUGGUCAAAAUUUGGCAAUUUGGCCAAUUUCACACAAAUUAAAAAAGAUGCCAAUUUCAAAAUAGGGUUCAGAAUAAACAGUGCAGACAUUCUUGGCACUAAAAUAACAUAUCCUCGGAUUAUUAGUCAUGUCUCUAGGCCCCUCUUAUAUUACUCUUGCUUUCUGUUUUGAUUUUUUAUUCACAAAAAAUAGAAGAUUUACAGUUAUGCAGACUACUGCAUUAUUGUAAAAAUGGUAUAAAUAAUAUCAGUGCACUAAUGAAAGAAUAUUAGAUUCCCCAGUUGAUGUGUAUUGGACAUGUGGUGUGAUUUGCUUACUCUUGAACAUUGGUAAAAAUCAAACAUUUUGGCUACUUUGAGCUCAAUUUCCAGGUUGUUUUCAUUGUGAAACUAAUCAAAUCAUCUCUCUUUAUAUAAUCUGUUUUCCAUUCUAUCAAAUGAGACCAAGAAAACGAAAAUAGAACCAUAAAUACUAUAGGAAAAUACACCUCAAAGUCAGCGUUUUAAUCCAAAAACACUGUCAGAGGUUUUUUUCUCAUUAUGCACUGCGUGCUGCAGGUUUUUUUUUUUUUAUACAGUACACACUGACCACACAGACCCAUUCUCUCACAUGUGGGCCUACCAGCUUUCUCCUGCUUGAUUUGAAGCCGCUAGAAUUAUUGAGUAUAUAUACGUCUGAAACGCUGGCUCAUAAGACGUUUUAUACGCCCGAAACAGUCAGAGGGUUAACAUAUCUACAACCAGAUAUCUCAACACACUUCCUCCAUACUCCUUUCUUUAAGUCUGAUAUCCAGUCUUUCACUGCGUAGACUAUUAUUAUUGUCACCUUGCUCGUUUCAGUGUUUACUUUUAAUUUCUGUUAGCGCUCCCCCAUGAUUAUAAUAAUAAUUUUAAUUUCCUUUUACAUAUUCUCCACAAUGUUUUCAGAUUCUGUUAUAGAAUUUUCUUUUUUCCAAACACGUUGGCUGUCUCCCACCGAGACAAGGGUGACCCAAAGACACUUUCACCACCAUUCACACAAUCACUGUCUUUGCAGAGGUGCACAGAUACAACAGUUUAGAUGUCACUCCAAACAGUCAAUAUCCCAACCUCCUCCUCUAAAGUGCAGGCAUUGUACUUCCCACCUCCAGAACUCAAGUCCGGCUAACUGGUUUCUCUGAAUCCCUUAAAAAAAUAUUCACAAAAAAUAAACCUAUAGGGGUCAUUCAGUGCUGCAUAGAGAGUUAAUUUUAUUGAAUGUCUUUGAUUUACACUAAUGUACCAGUACAGCACAAUACUUGCACAAUGAUAUGAACUGUGUGAUGGUGCUCUAGGCUGGCAAUAGACCUGAAAAGAAAAAGUUAAUAAAUGUAUUAUACUGCA